GUGCCCCGCUGGUCCCUGGGAAGGGUUCCGGCUGCGGUCAGUAGCUCGCCGGUCUCCGGGUCGCGUCUCUCCCUCAGUUCCGGAAGCCCGGCGGGUCCGGGGCUCCGGUCCGUGCCGGUGCGGGCGCCGGCAUGUGGCUGUGGGAGGAGCAGGGCGGCCUCCUGGGCCCCUUCACUUUCGUGCUGGUGCUGCUGCUGCUGGUGACGCGCAGCCCAGUCAACGCCUGCCUGCUCACCGGCAGCCUCUACGUCCUGCUGCGCCUCUUCAGCUUCGAGCCGCUGCCCAGCCGCCGGGCGCUGCAGGUGCUGCGGCCCCGCGACCGCGCCUCGGCCAUCGCCCACCGCGGUGGCAGCCACGACGCGCCCGAGAACACGCUGGCGGCCAUUCGGCUGGCAGCUAAGAAUGGAGCAACCGGUGUGGAAGUAGACGUCGAGUUUACUUCUGACGGGAUUCCUAUCUUAAUGCAUGAUAGUACAGUGGAUAGAACGACAGAUGGGACUGGACGACUGUGUGAUUUGACAUUUGAACAAAUUAGGAAACUUAACCCUGCAGCAAAUCACAGACUCAGGAAUGAUUUCCCUGAUGAAAAGAUCCCUACCCUGAGGGAAGCUGUUACAGAGUGCCUCAACCAUAACCUCACAAUCUUCUUUGAUAUCAAAGGCCAUGCAAAUCUGGCUGCUGAUGCUCUAAAGAAGCUGUAUAUGGAAUUUCCACAGCUAUAUAACACUAGUAUUGUCUGCUCAUUCUUGCCAGAAGUUAUCUAUAAGAUGAGGCAAACCGAUCAGAAUGUUGUAACAGCUUUAACGCACAGACCGUGGAGCCUGAGCCAUAUGGGUGACGGAAAGCCACGCUACGAUACUUUCUGGAAGCACUCCAUGUUUGUGAUGCUGGACAUUUUACUUGAUUGGAGCAUGCAUAAUAUAUUGUGGUACCUGUGUGGAAUUUCAGCUUUCCUCAUGCAGAAGGACUUUAUCUCCCCGUACUAUUUGAAGAAAUGGUCAGCUAAAGGAAUCCAGGUUGUCACCUGGACCGUCAAUACCUUUGAUGAAAAACAUUACUAUGAAUCCUACCUUGGAUGCAGCUACAUCACUGAUAGCAUGUUAGAAGACUGUGCACCUCACAUCUAGACUUAUCCCAGGGAGGAAAAGCAAGGGUUCAGAAACUGCCUGUUUUCAGACAUAUCAGAGCACCCCUGUGCUAGCCCAGGCCCUGGGGAUCAGGCAGCUUACAUAAGCAAUAGUCAGCCAUUGCAUUUUUAUCCUAACAAACUGAAACCUGGUGUUGCCGCCACACUCCAUGAAGGGUUCAGCUGUUGCUUUUGAAAAUCUGGGUCUGAAAAAGGCACAAAAGCCUCUUUCCCAACGUGGCUGAGGCAUGCACCGAGACUCAGAAAGGAUGAACACAGUGGGCAGGUGGCUUGGAGACACAGAUGUGAAUGCAUGGGACAUGCGUGUUGCUCUGAGUUGACACUUUAAGUCUUGCCACUCUUACGUACUUGACUCAUGUCAAAUAUUUGUAUUCAGCUCUUAAUGAUGUACUGUGGACGUCAAACGUGUGAGAAUACUAAUAAAAUCAUUAAAAGGUGCGUAAAGGGAAAA
Molecule: messenger RNA, 1598 nt
Organism: Jaculus jaculus (lesser Egyptian jerboa)
Lineage: Eukaryota; Metazoa; Chordata; Mammalia; Rodentia; Dipodidae
Gene: Gde1
Product: glycerophosphodiester phosphodiesterase 1
Exons: 6
Coding region: 132-1127 (331 amino acids)
Biological process (GO): lipid metabolic process
Molecular function (GO): phosphoric diester hydrolase activity
Source: RefSeq, a predicted model, not a curated record